CAAUCUACCGGUGACCGGGUGGUACUGCAUCUCUCAGUGACGUCCUUUCCAUCAUGGCGGCGCCCUUUGAGAAUCAUGCUGGAUUGUUUUUCUUCUAGCACAAUAGGUACAAGUUAAGUUGCCGCUUACGCAAGAAUCCAGCCAGUAAAUAAUUACAUGUCGAAUUAUUUAGGUAUUAUGACAGAUCGUUUGAAAUUGUAUAUUUACUACAAAUUUGUAUGCAUUUAUAUUUUACAAAGGUUAUUGUAUAGAGGUAAUUUGUAGUGAAUUUUAUCAUGCAUGAUUUGUGAGUUCCCAGUAUGUCUAUUCUGGUACGCUUCGAAAGCGUACCGUUUUUAUUCUUCAAGUCAUUCUUUCUUUGAGCUCAAAACCAUGACAGUUGCAAUGCGUUUGGGUCUCUCAUUCAUGACUCGUGAAUUUGCCUAUGUCAUGUGUUUGGAGAGGCAUCAUGUGCUUCGCGUUAAACCAUUUUUCUGUGGCCUGAGGAGCUUUGGGACUGACUCAAAUGAUUCUGACAAGGGCUCGGAUGCACCUGUGUCUACUUUCCCACCGUUCUCUCGAAGAGCAUAUUUGUCUGGGAGACGUCGACCUCUGUCCCCACUGGAGAGGGUCAGUCAGCUGCUGCCUGAAGACAGUCUGAGUCGAGAGGUUUGGGAACUACGAGACACUAGAAACCGUGAGGUUGAACAGGACACUCAGAGUCUGGGGAAGGAGCGAGAAGAGGCAACAGAGGAAGCUCAAGGAUCUUUUGCUCCUCAUCAUGUGUGUGUUCCUGGGGAAAGGCCUAUAUGUUUUGGAGAGACUCUGCUGGCCGAGUUUAGUAGGAAGAGACGUUUAGAGUUUCGGAAGAUGUUCCAGCUAAAGGAGGGCCUGAAGCUCCAUAGUAACUGGGGUUUAAUAGCUCAUGAGGACAUGGAGGGGCGCCCUGCUGGAAGCAUCAUACGCACUUCAAUGGGAAUCCCGAUUCUCAUUCGCCGACCCAGCCUGGAUGAGUUCACUCUCUUCAUGAAGAGAGGGCCAGCUAUUGCGUACCCAAAAGACGCAAGUGCGAUGUUGACAAUGAUGGAUGUGACCGAAGGAGAUUGUGUUCUGGAAUCAGGCUCUGGAUCUGGUGCUAUGAGCCUUUUCCUGUCCAGGGCAGUGGGUUACAAAGGAAGUGUUUUGAGUGUGGAGAUAAGAGAGGACCAUCACAGAGGCGCUGUAUUAAACUACCAGCGUUGGCGGUCCUCGUGGAGCCUUCGGCGAGGGGAGGAAUGGCCUGAUAAUGUUCACUUUCACCAUGGAGACCUCAUAUCUGCAGGUCCUCUUCUGGCUGGGCGAGGUUUUAACUCGGUCGCUCUGGAUAUGGUUAAUCCGCAUUUGGCCUUACCUGCUGUGGUUCCUCACCUCCAUCCUGGAUCUGUGUGCGCUGUUUAUCAAGCAAAUAUCACACAGGUCAUUGAUCUGAUGGAGGGUCUGCGAUGUUCCGCCCUUCCUCUGGUGUGUGAACGCAUUGUUGAGGUUCAGUACAGGGAUUGGCUUGUUGGCCCGUCACUCAAAAAAGAUGGAACAUUUAACAAACGAAAAGCUCCACAGGAAGAUGAUGAAUGUGAGCCAAGUGAGGAUACAGAAGGGGAUUUGAACUGUCAAGAUCCAGUCCCGUUUGGAGAUGUCCCGUACAUUGCGCGUCCUCAUCCUGAACAGACUGGCCAUACAGCCUUCCUCAUAAAAUUACGAAAGAUCUUGAAGUAGAUGUGCACUCCUAAUGUGCGUACAAGAGUACAACAAAGCUGCUAUCUCAUAUAUCAAUAAACUUGUCAAAAAAGUA
Messenger RNA from Megalobrama amblycephala (Wuchang bream), 1807 nucleotides. RefSeq names its product tRNA methyltransferase 61B (gene trmt61b). NCBI's taxonomy places the organism in Eukaryota, Metazoa, Chordata, Actinopteri, Cypriniformes, Xenocyprididae. Gene Ontology annotation, cellular component: tRNA (m1A) methyltransferase complex. Gene Ontology annotation, biological process: tRNA methylation. The record is from RefSeq and is a predicted model, not a curated record. The transcript has 7 exons. The coding region runs from base 280 to 1731 and encodes 483 amino acids.